CUGUCGUCAGUGACGAUUUCACCAUCUCCACGGCCCAUAGUCAAGUAUUACACAUUGCUAGCAGUUACGCGGUGCCAAAGGAGACACGGCAGAGAACCCGGCUACCCUGCUCGGCGCGCACCGCCUCCACCCCACUUCAAUUGGGCCGCCAGUUGGAGCCCCGAGGCCCUUCAAGCACCGCUCGCUGUGAGCGAACACUCCCUUCUGGUUCGAUGUGCCGAUCGCAUUUGCACUAGCAUUUGCUGCACCACAUCUACAGCGACAUGGAAGUUGAUAUUGCGCCACAAUUCGGCGCCGAGUUGAAGGAUGGCUUCAAGACAGUCAACGCUUGGGUCUCUGGAGGCAUCACAUGGCUCGACGACAUACAGCAAUUCUAUCGUGAACGAAGCGCCAUAGAGAAGGAGUAUUCUCAAAGGCUCAGCGCGUUAGCAAAGAAGUACUAUGAGAAGAAGUCGAGGAAAGUGAGCAGCUUGAGUGUUGGUGAUACGCCGACGGUAACUCCAGGCUCGCUGGAGAGUGCCUCUAUGACCACAUGGGGCGUGCAACUGAACACCCUCGAACAACGCGCGGCCGAGCACGACCAAUUCGCUAUGGCUCUCAUAUCACAACUCGCCGAUCCGUUGAAGACGCUUGCGACUCGAACCGAAGAGCUGCGGAAACUCCACGGCGACUACGCAGCAAAGCUCGAGAAGGAACGAGACGGACAGUACGCCGACCUACGCAAGACCAAGGGCAGAUACGACAGUGUGUGCCAGGAGGUUGAGAGCCGCCGCAAGAAGGUGGAUGGUGCUUUCGACCACGGUAAGAACAAGGCGCGGAACGCUUUCGAACAGCAGCAGAUCGAGAUGCGCAAUGUCAAGAACACCUACCUCAUUACCAUCAAUGUCACGAACAAGCAGAAGGAGAUGUACUACCACGAGUAUGUCCCGGAGCUUCUGGAUAGCAUGCAAGAUCUCUCAGAAACCCGCGUCAAUAAAUUGAACGCAAUCUGGUCAUUAGCUGCCUCAAUCGAGACCCAAACGCUCACCCGCAGUACCGAAUGCCUGCAGCAUCUCUCCGCCGAAAUCCCUCGCAACAACCCACUGCUCGACUCCAUGAUGUUCGUCAGACACAACGCAGGAGGGUGGCAGGAACCCAGCGAUUUCCAGUUCGAGCCGAGUCCGGUGUGGCUUGACGAUGGUAACCUUGCGGUGGACGAGUCCGCAGUCACCUUCCUACGAAACGUUCUGCUGAAGACCAAAGGCUCGCUUGGAGACUACCGACGAGAUCUCGACAAGAAGUUGAAGGAGGUCGAAAAUGCAAAGGUUGUUCGGCGGAAUGUCCGAGAAGGGAAGGACAAGAGGGACGAGGUCGAUGUGGUCCGGGCCAUUUUUGCCAUCCAGGAACAGGCCCACGAGAUCGAGAAACAGAAGGUCAGCGCCGAGGUUGAAGUCUCAACUAUCACGUCGGUGGUUGGCGAUGUAAGCAUUGGCGCAAGGAACCACAAUUUCAAGUCGCAGACAUUCAAGAUACCCACAAACUGCGAUCUGUGCGGGGACAGGAUAUGGGGGUUGUCUGCAAAGGGGUUCGACUGCCGAGACUGCGGUUACACUUGUCAUAGCAAGUGCGAGCUGAAGGUGCCGGCAGAUUGUCCCGGAGAGCAGACAAAGGAAGAUAAGAAGAAACUCAAGGAAGAGCGACAGAAGGCUUCACACACAGUCACAUCAACAAAUGGCGCUGCUGCAGGGUCAACAGCUGAUAUGCCGCGAUUAGGCAGAAGCGACACCGUGAACUCGAUGAACACGCUCAGCUCUGGCUAUUCAGCGACAGCUCACAGAUCAAUUUCCGGAGGGAUGUCACCGACCGUUGAAGAACCGCCAGCAGAGAAGAAAGUACCAGCGGCCGGUAUUAGGAAGCACCGAGUCGUUGCGCCGCCACCUGCAGCAUACAUCAAGGCUGACGAAGACGCUCCGCCGCCAGCAUCUGGAGCACCAGAAGUCAAGGGCAGGAUGUUGUAUGCCUACGAAGCAGGCGGCGACGGCGAGUUAUCGAUUGCUGAUGGGCGCGAUGUCACCAUCUUGGAACCCGAUGACGGAUCUGGCUGGAUGAAGGUCCGCGCUGGGGGCAAGGAGGGUCUUGUGCCUGCCUCAUACGUUGAGAUUCUCGCUGCCGCGACACCACCCACCACUGCAUCCACAUUCUCUUCAACCCGGCCUGACUCGACGUACUCUGCGUCGUCAGCCUCUACAACGAACCUUGCAGCUCAAUUGACCGGCGGCAAGAAGAAGGGACCAGCCGUGGCACCAAAACGGGGCGCGAAGAAGCUCAAGUACGUCGAGGCGCUCUACGAGUACAGCGCACAAAGCGACGUAGAGCACUCGAUGAGCGAAGGCGAGCGAUUGGUUCUUAUUAACAUGGAUGCUGGAGACGGGUGGGCAGAUGUCGAAAAGGACGGCGUCGUACGGAGUGUUCCUGCGAACUACCUCCAGCAGGUAUAGACCACCUGUCUGGCAGUCGUGCAAGAGUACGGCUGCAGUGCAUAUUGAGCGCUUAGACAUCAUCAAAUAUCACAUCACAGUCAACACCAU
This is a messenger RNA of Didymella exigua CBS 183.55, 2567 nucleotides long. RefSeq names its product FCH-domain-containing protein. Lineage: Eukaryota; Fungi; Ascomycota; Dothideomycetes; Pleosporales; Didymellaceae. Gene Ontology annotation, biological process: regulation of actin filament polymerization. The transcript has 6 exons. The record is from RefSeq and is a predicted model, not a curated record. The coding region runs from base 264 to 2477 and encodes 737 amino acids. Gene Ontology annotation, molecular function: protein binding.